Molecule: messenger RNA, 1331 nt
Organism: Camelus dromedarius (Arabian camel)
Lineage: Eukaryota; Metazoa; Chordata; Mammalia; Artiodactyla; Camelidae
Gene: ASB9
Product: ankyrin repeat and SOCS box containing 9
Exons: 7
Coding region: 291-1082 (263 amino acids)
Biological process (GO): positive regulation of protein catabolic process; protein ubiquitination; intracellular signal transduction
Molecular function (GO): protein binding
Source: RefSeq, a predicted model, not a curated record
UGGGGCUGGGGGGCUGUUGUGGGCUGUGGGCAGCCUCCAGCCAGCUAGGUGGAGUGUGUGUGUGUGUGUGUGCGUGCGUGCGCGCGCGUGUGUGUGGGCGCGCGUGUCUGACCACAGGUAGUAUUCAGAUUACCCUGCCUGUUCUGGUCUGUUCUCUGCCAUCUGACCAGGACGGUGCAGCUCAGCCGGUCCCAGCACUGGAAUUUCCCAGGAGCAGGGGGAGCAUGGAAUUUGGACUUUCCUGAGCAGCUGAAGUGAAGCGCGGCGCUUGUCCGACCCAGGAGAGCACCAUGGAUGGCGAACCGCGGGGCAGGGACGACAGCAAGCUGCCGAGGCCAGGAGGCCCUCCUGACGUCAGGCUCCUUUCAAACCCAUUAAUGGGGGAUGUUGUAUCUGAUUGGUCUCCUAUGCAUGAAGCUGCAGUCCAUGGACGUUUGCUGUCUUUGAGGAACCUCAUCAGCCAGGGGUGGCCUGUGAACCUCAUCACGGCAGAUUACGUGUCCCCACUCCAUGAAGCCUGUCUUGGAGGUCAUCCUUCUUGUGCAAACAUUUUAUUAAAGCAUGGAGCUCAGGUGAAUGGUGUUACUGCAGACUGGCACACUCCCUUGUUUAAUGCUUGUGUCAGCGGCAGCCAGGACUGUGUGAAUUUGCUUCUGCAGCAUGGAGCCAGCCCCCACCCUGCGAGUGAUCUGGCCUCCCCCAUCCACGAAGCUGCUAAGAGAGGCCACGUGGAGUGCAUCGAGUCUCUUGCGGCUCAUGGGGGCGACAUUGACCAUAACAUCAGCCAUCUGGGCACACCAUUAUAUCUGGCUUGUGAAAACCUGCAGGUAGCCUGUGCCAAGAAGCUUCUGGAAUCAGGAGCAAGUGUGAACCAAGGCCGGGGACUGGACUCCCCUCUUCACGUGGUGGCCAGGGCGUCCAAUGGGGAACUGGCCUGCUUGCUCAUGGACUUUGGAGCAGACACUCAGGCCAAGAAUGCUGAAGGCAAACGUCCCUCGGAGCUGGUGCCUCCAGAGAGCCCCCUGACCAAGCUCUUCUUGCAGAGAGAAGGUGCUUCUUCUUUGCCUGAACCUAAGCCCUAAUCCAUAGAGACUCCUGUGGGCUCUAGCAGGAGGCAGGGCCCCCUUCUUUGAUGCAGUUGUGCCGCCUUAGAAUUCGGAAGUGCUUUGGAAUCCAGCAGCAUCAUAAGAUCACUGGCCUCAGCCUCCCUGAGGAGCUGAAACGGUUUCUCCUACACAUUUAAGUGUGUCAAGGGAAUGGAGUCACAAACAACAGACAAACGUUAAGGGUUGAGGCCCCUGAGGUUUUAAAAUAAAAUCAGGUUUAUAGAA